AUGAUAUGUCACCAAUCACAUCCAGAAGUGCUAAUAUUACUAAGGCUUUUAUCAAGUGGGAGUUUUCAAAGAGUAAUUGCCAGCCGUAGACUUCGCCAGUUUUGCAAGUAUUUUAUCCACCACUAUCGCUACCUUGUCAAAUGGUAUGAAAGUCCAGAAGAAAUGAUGGAAAUAAAGAGAAAGUUCUUUCAAUCAUAUGGAGUUAAAGGUCUUCUUGGAGUAGUAGAUGGAACGAUGAUACAAAUUAAAGGAGCCACUGGGCCUGAUGAGCCAGCAUAUAUUUGCAGAAAAAGAUAUCCUGCUUUAAACUGUCAAGUUGUGAUUGAUCAUGAUGGGAAGUUUAGUGAUGUUGUUGUAAAGUAUCCUGGAUCCUGUCAUGAUGCUUUUAUUUUUUCAAAUUCUGCAUUAAAACAGACAUUUGAAGAUGAUCCUAGUGCAGGAUUGGAAUUUCUAGAUGACAUCAACUUUGAGGAUAACGAGGAAGAUAAUUUACAUAAUAUUCAGACUGAGUUUUCACAUGCCAACCAAAUACAACUUGGUAUUUAA
Hydra vulgaris (swiftwater hydra) is the source of this 546-nucleotide messenger RNA. RefSeq names its product putative nuclease HARBI1. The record is from RefSeq and is a predicted model, not a curated record. Lineage: Eukaryota; Metazoa; Cnidaria; Hydrozoa; Anthoathecata; Hydridae.